UUAGUUAAAUAGGGUUGGUUUUAAUCGAGAUCCCAUUUCCCUUGUUCGAGUUUUCUCAGGAAAGCUAGUAGAGAGAGAGAUACUGGUUUCGAUUCAUACGAUGGCUGCCACAGCUAUUCUCCGAUCGAUCCGCCGACGCGACGUCGUCUCUGCGCCUCUUUCCGUCUACAAAUCUCUUGCUGGUAAUGCUCAACCUUCAUUGGGUUCGUACACUGGUCAGAACUAUGCAAGUUUGUGUAGAGCUUUCGGAUCGAGAGCCGGUGUGAAUGAAAAUGUUGGGACUGGUUUUGGAACUAGCAACAUAAGCAAUGCCGUUAGAGAGGAGAGAGAGCAUUCAAAAGCUACUGUGAAUGCUAUGGGAGCUCAUCUGAGAGCUCUUGGUGUGGGAACACCAAGACGCGUGUUGUCUACAAUCGCCGAGGGUAUCAAGAUGACAGAGGAGGACCAGACUUCUCCAAAACCCCAAAGCUUUCGCCCUCUAUCUCCUCACCUCACGGUUUACCAGCCUCAGAAGAACUCAAUGUUAUCCAUUUUCAACAGAAUCUCGGGGAUUUACUUGACCGGAGUCUUUUAUGGCGGCUAUCUUCUCUACCUGAAGAUGGGUAUGAUCUGCCUCACUUACCCGGCUUUCUACCAAGUUCAUUACCAUGUACAGCAGCAACUCCCCAUCAUCACCUCGGUUACUGCAUUGGCCGCGCUUUACCAUACUGUCAAGAGUAUUCACUCGCUCUUGACCCAUUGAAGCAACAUUUCCCCUAAGCUCUUUUCGUUGUUUGGUUAAGCCACCAGAGUCUCCAGUAAGAGUUUCCUUGAGAUGCACAAGAUUUAAUAAAAGAGAGUUAGAAACGUUUGUUAAACUCUCAUUGUCUUUUGAGAAAGCAAGUGUCUAGCUUUUGUUUUGGGAUUUUAGGCUUUGAAAACUUAUGUUUGUUGGCUUUUUCUUUGUUCUAAGACCUUAUUGAUGGGGUUGGAAUGUAAUAAAAUGUUUACCAGUUCUAAGA
Molecule: messenger RNA, 1001 nt
Organism: Brassica oleracea var. oleracea
Lineage: Eukaryota; Viridiplantae; Streptophyta; Magnoliopsida; Brassicales; Brassicaceae
Product: succinate dehydrogenase subunit 3-1, mitochondrial
Exons: 4
Coding region: 101-742 (213 amino acids)
Biological process (GO): tricarboxylic acid cycle; mitochondrial electron transport, succinate to ubiquinone
Cellular component (GO): membrane
Molecular function (GO): electron transfer activity; succinate dehydrogenase activity
Source: RefSeq, a predicted model, not a curated record